Molecule: messenger RNA, 2271 nt
Organism: Poecilia reticulata (guppy)
Lineage: Eukaryota; Metazoa; Chordata; Actinopteri; Cyprinodontiformes; Poeciliidae
Gene: rnf170
Product: ring finger protein 170
Molecular function (GO): ubiquitin protein ligase activity
Source: RefSeq, a predicted model, not a curated record
GAGUGAGCUGCUAUCAGCUGUCCAUGCAACGAUAUGCGAUAUGGUCACUUGGCUAACUUACAAAAAUACAUAACAAAAUGCUUGGACGGAGUGAAUGGACUUGACAGGUUACGGUUGCAGACAGAUAUUUGGGUAAAAGUAGGCUUCUUAUUGGCUAUGAGUGUUUAUAAUGGAGGAUGGUCAAGGUGGGGACUUGGACUACCUGAUCCAAGAUGAGGACACCAUCAUUGAGGGUGUUAGCAACCAGGUUUUGUUUGUAGUGGUUGUCAGUUUCACAUUGCUUGCAGGCAUCUUCACUUUGCUCUGCAGACAGGAAGAGCAGAAUAUCCAUCCUGAAAAUCAGGAGCACGUUCGAGCUGUCCGACAGCAGCUCCAAACUGAGCAGGAUGAAAAUCCGCAGGCAGAGGCUAGACAGCAGUAUUACACAGACAUGUCUUGCCCUGUGUGUUUACAGCAGGCUGUGCUGCCUGUGGAGACCAACUGUGGACACCUUUUCUGUGGCUCCUGCCUUAUAGCUUAUUGGAGGUACGGCACCUGGCUGGGUGCGAUCAACUGCCCAAUCUGCAGACAAAUGGUAACACUUCUGUUCCCGUUAUUUCACGAGCACGCCGCUCCUCAGAGGGUUCAGGACGGCGAGGCCGAACCUCAGCUUAUAUUACGAGACAUCAACGAUUACAACCGAAGAUUUUCUGGUCAGCCAAGAUCUCUUAUGGACAGGCUGCGGGACGUCCCCACCCUGCUCCGUCAUGCCUUCAGGGAGAUGUUUUCUGUGGGCGGACUCUUCUGGAUGUUCCGGAUUCGAAUCCUUCUCUGUCUCAUCGGUGCCAUCACCUACCUGGCCUCGCCACUCGACAUUCUCCCGGAAGCUCUUUUCGGCCUUCUGGGCUUCAUGGACGACUUCUUUGUGAUCCUCCUCCUGUUUGUGUACAUCUCUAUCAUGUACAGAGAAGUGGUUACGCAGAGGCUUAACGGCUAGGCCCACAUACAGAAACGGGGGACAAAAGAGAGAUGAAUAUCUGAGAAGAGUUUGUUAAAAAAUAUUGGGUUUUCUCAGAGGGCUUCACUUAAAUUAAAUGGACCACGAGCGUCUGACUGGACAGAGGUUAGCAAAACAUUGUGAACAUCAGAUGUUGUUACAAAGGUUCUCAUUGACAUUUACAAGGCAAAGGAUUUCAGGCAAACAAGUUACGAUCAAAUGAACAUGUAUGAACAAUGUACUGCUUCAAAAUUUACCCAUUUAAAAAAAAAAUACAAAUCUUAAGUAAUGUGAUUAUCAACAUAACAUGGACAACUGUGCAAUACAAUGACGUCUUGAAAGUCUUGUAUUUAUGGGUUCAUAUGUAAUGAUUCCAUCUUAAUUUUCACUUCAAAGAACAAGUGUCGAAUGGUAAAAGAGUUCCUGUUUGAGCUUGUUGUCAUCACAAUGACGUGUAACUAUGCAUAUUUUAUGAUAACUUGGGAAAGCAGAGCUUGUUGAACCGGUUGGAAAAAUUCUCUGAAUAAUCUUUUUAAGCAACAAUUUAAAUUCAGUAAUCAAAACCUGCUUCCUGCAUGCAUACAGGGAAAAUACAAACAGGUAAUUCUGGACAAUUUUGAAUGUAAAUCGUCUAAAAAUGAAUGUGAAGUCAUUUCUGUUAAGUUUACUUUGACAUUCUGUUGUGAAAAGUAAAUUUGGUUUGAGCUAUGGAAUCAGAUGGUCAAUUCUUCAACAGUUUGCUUCCUUUUGUAUUCAGUACACUGUUGGCAUUAGCAUGUACAAUGCAGAUCUUUUUUUAAUUAUUUGUAAAUAGUUUCAUCAGUGGUACAGGUGUAUUAUCUUCAGAUGAUGAAAUGACAUGUCUGUGUGCUACUGAAGAGCACCGUCUCAGUUUAAAUCCACACAGACCAACUGUUUUCCUUUCAAAAGUCACAUGAAUUGGCAUUGUUUGCAAAAGAUCUUAAAGUCAUAUUUUAUUACAAUAUGAUGAAUAUUAAAACAAUUUUGAACUUUCGAUUCAAGUACAUUUACUGAGUAGGAAAAAAAAUCUGUGUUUCAAGAAUGAAUUGCUUUUAACAAAUCUCCAGUGUAACGAUCAAUACUUUGCACAGCCUUCAAUACAUUUACUCCUAUUAAACUCAUAAUAUUUCACAAUGUUGGAACAUCUCCAAAUAGUAACUAGAAUCUGUUUUAUGCCCUCAUCAGCUUUUCUAUAUGAUUAAGGUAUGUGGAACGACAUGGCUGUGGACGGAGGCUGGUGUUUUCUGCUUUUCUGAUUUUUGCAUCACCUCGUU